Molecule: messenger RNA, 815 nt
Organism: Malus domestica (apple)
Lineage: Eukaryota; Viridiplantae; Streptophyta; Magnoliopsida; Rosales; Rosaceae
Source: RefSeq, a predicted model, not a curated record
UAGUUUACAAAACAGAUGCUUAUAAUGGCCAAAUUUCAAUAAGAUGCACAUUUAUCCUUCAUUUUUUUCCCUUUAAAAUUACUGAAAGAUUACGAUCACCUCAUGUCACUACGAUGCAUUAGUUUUUGUUCAAUGAAAUGCAGGAGGUAGAGAGUAGUGUGGUUACAGCCACGGGAGCCUCACCUUUUAAAGAAGAUUAUUUGAAAGCUGCUAGAUUAUUUACCCAUAACCACAAGGAAUUGCAUGAGAAAGGAGAAAAGUGGAUGAAAGAUACAGCAAGUUCUUAUAUAAUUGUCAGUGCCCUCAUUAUUACAAUCAUAUUUGCUGCAGCGUUCACAGUUCCGGGUGUAAACAAUCAAGAAACAGGGUUUCCCGUAUUCUUAAAUGAAAAGUUAUUUAUGGUUUUUAUAGUUUCAGAUGCAAUUUCUCUAUUUUCUUCUGUAACUUCAGCGUUGAUGCUUUUGUGCAUCCUUACAUCGCGUUAUGCUGAAGAUGAUUUUCUCAAAUCCUUACCCACAAAGAUGAUAAUAGGCCUUUCCACACUCUUCAUCUCCGUUGCGACCAUGAUGGUUGCCUACUCUUCUGCCAUAUUCCUCAUGCUUCGUGACAAAUUAUGGAUUAUUACUCCAAUAUUUUUCCUUGCUAGUAUUCCCGUCAUAUUUGUUUGGAUGCAAUUUCCCCUUCUUGUUGAGAUUUUCGUGUCUACUUAUGGCAGAGGAAUAUUCAAUAGGAAAGUCAAACGUUGGAUAUAAAUUCUUGAUAGUGUAUGCAAUAUGUUGUAUAACUGUAGUAAUGAAAUGUUUGUGACUACUAAG